Helianthus annuus (common sunflower) is the source of this 1452-nucleotide messenger RNA. RefSeq names its product proline-rich protein 36-like. Lineage: Eukaryota; Viridiplantae; Streptophyta; Magnoliopsida; Asterales; Asteraceae. The record is from RefSeq and is a predicted model, not a curated record. The transcript has a single exon. The coding region runs from base 1 to 1452 and encodes 483 amino acids.
AUGUCAUCUUCUUCUGAUACGGGAGUGUCAGACACGCUGGAUCCUCUAGCGAUAGUCUCGGACGACGAGAUUCUACCUGAGAGCGAGGUGUAUACAUCGGAUACUACGAGUACUGACAAGGACGACUUCCAGCCCUUUGCCCUACCGGACUUUGGGGACGAUGUGCCUUUAGCUGAUGGUCCUUUCGAUGGGGAUCUACCUUUCAUUCAGAUCCCUGCUCCUCUCUCUCUCGCCGCAGUUCCUGUUGAGGAUCUGCCACUUGACGCGUUAUCAGAUGACGAUAUCGAUCUAUUCAUUGAGGGUCCCCCGGAGGGUGACCAGGAUGGUGGGGCCCCUAUGGAUGACGAUAUUCCGGUUGAUGAACCUGUUGUUCCUAUUGUUGAGGUUCCUGCUGUUGAUGCUAUUAUUUUGCCACCUGUCGAGGCUCCUGUCACGGAGGCCUUAUCUGAUCCGUUUGGUCCCGACUCGUUUGAGUCUGUAUCAUCUGCUACUCUUCACGCCCAGGGCGUGCAGCACUACUCCAUCGACACUGAUACAGACAUGGCGAUGUCUGCUGCACCCAUUGUUCCCCGUGACCUUGACCCGGAUCCUGAGGUUGAGUUUGUACCUGCUGAUCCUGCUCCAGCUGGUCCUGAGCUUGGAGUUGUACCAGAGCCUGAUCAUGUUGAUCUACCAGUCGUGGCACCACCCGUUGUUGACGCACCAGCCAUUGCACCACCAGUUACUGAUGUUCCUGUUGUUGACCGUGCACCGUUUGCCACGCAUGUCGAUCCUAGAUAUGCUGACACCCGUAAUGGGUGGAUUGAGGAUGAUGAUGACUAUCCUCCAUUUGUUAUACCAAUCACUCCUCCUGCUGCACCUGUUUUUGCACCUCUUGAUAUUCCCCAGUUCCACCCACAUAUAUCUGACGUCCAUCGCACAGACUUACCCAUUACAUUUCUCCAGGACAUUCCUCCUCCCCGUCCAGGGGAAGGACCAUCUACUCAGCAUCACGAUCACAUGCCACCUACGUCAGCAGCUAUUCCAUUUAUGCCCCCUUUUGUACCUGCCGCACACAUUGCUUUUCUUUCGUCAGCACCCACGGGCGAGCCAUUUAUGUGGUCAUCUCCCAAUGUCAUGCCUUUGUCAGAUCCAUAUCAUCCUUUUCAUGUUGGGUAUACGACGAAUGAUUUACUUAUAUCCUUGCAGUUACAGCAGGAUGCGUUGAGCCGACGAGUCCAGGAGCUGAAGAGGAUUCCGCGUCCUCCCCCUUGUCAUGGUCAGUCUCCAUUUGCUACACCACCAGCUCCUCUUCCACUACACCCGGAUUCUGAUGUCCGCUUCCUCACUCCGGAGCAGCAGAUUGCUUACCUGCUGCGCGUUGUCCACGCACUAGAGGAGGAUUGGGUGCAUAUGCGCCGUUUGCUUUUCUUCCCUCCUCCUCCUCCUCCUCCUCCUCCCCCAUCAGCUUGA